AUUCGCCACCUGAAAACAUCACAGCUUGCCAACCUGGACUUGUCCACAUUCUACAAUGUGUUUGAUAUCUUUCCAGAUGCUUUUAUUUUUUCUGAAUGGAGUUCAGUUUACAGGUAAUCUAAAGAAGGUACGCUUCCUUAAAAUGAUGCGCUUUUUGGGAGGGAACUAAUCCAUUCACUUAAGAACUUCUUAAAACGGAUGAAAUGGUAAAUUAUACUUACAGAACAUUACAACUUUUCUAUAUAUAAAACAUAAAAUGUUGAUUUUUUUUUACUCCCUUCAGUUGGUCAGGUAACAAUUACGACGACCCCCACUGUCAUUGAAUCAGAGAUUACGAAAUCUCUUGUUGUAACCUGCAGAUUCCCCCCACAAUCAUCAUCUGGGUAUCAAGUUUUUUCUUUAGCACUAAAAAAAUUGACAGCAAAUUCCACAUUGGAGCAACUUGCCUCAAUAAAUAGAGAUACACAUUCCACUGUACACAUAGAUGUUCCGAGCUACGGCAUGAGCAGUAGUAACGGAGUCAUUAACUCAACGCUUGGAUCAUUCCUGACUCUGGAAUGGGUGAACCCGAUGGCCUCAGAAUCUGGGACCUACCAGUGUAAAGCUAAUGUCUUUAACGAAGCAGAUGAUAUUUUUGUCUUCAAUGAAAACAAAUCUGUCAGUUUUACACAACCAUCAGUCGGCAGUUUAACACACCUCAUUUUUAAAUUAGAGUCUGAGGUGAACAAUAAACUACAGAGACUGGAGAAGGACUUCAGUAACAUUACGACUCAAGCAAAUCAAACUAAUAAUACACUAGAGAAAAUGCAGAAUGACUUCAAUAACAUUACUGCUCAGUCUAAUCAAACUAACAAUAAACUUCAGAAGCUGGAGAAGGAAUUCAAUAACCUUACGGCACAAUCAACUCAAUUUAACAAUAAACUACAAAGACUGGAGAAUGACUUCAAUAACCUUACGGCUCAAACAAAUCAAACUAAAAAUAAACUAAAUAGAAUGGAGAAUGACUUCAAUAACCUUACGGUUCAAGCAAAUCAUACUAACUAUAAACUUCAGAAAAUGGAGAAUGACUUUAACAACCUUACGGCUCAAGCUAAUCAAACUAACAAUAAACUACAGAGACUAGAGACAACGCUUCAUAAUUUGGAAUCAACAAUGUUCAAGAAAUCUACAGUUUUCAACGGUCGUCAGUAUUACUUGUCUCUGUAUGAACCUCACUCGGCAGUCAAUGCAGAAAUGGCGUGUGAAGCUUUAGGUGGCUACUUGGCUGAGGUAGAUUUUAAGUAUGAAUUUGAUUUUCUAAUAACAUUGAUAGGGACGCCAGCUGCCAGUGAAGUUUCAUUUCUGCUCGGCGGCACCGACGAGGGGCACGAAGGUCGCUGGGUAAACCGUCACAGUGGAACACCUUUGGGCUACACGUCAUGGCUUCAAGGUCAACCGGACAACAGUCUGUUUCACGACUUAAGAGAGAACUGCCUGGCCAUGAUGUACGAAGCCACGGUGAAUGCCUUCGUGAUGAACGACCUCACGUGUUUUAAUUCAAAUGGCGUCAAUACGUUUUACUUCAUCUGUGAAGUACCAAUUUAGUAUUGAAAUAGCCACAACGAUGAAUUGAUCCUAUUUGGACAACCGAAUGGAGGCAGUGGCAUGACAUGGGGCCUGCGGCUUGGGUGGGUCUGUACAUGCGGAAUGCGUGGGUUGUAACCUAACAUUAGAGGUGAUGUCUGAAUAAGUGAAUAUUUUAUUGAAAAGUCAGUAUUAAAAUAAAUAUAAACUGUACGCAUUUUUCAUAUAUCAAAAUAUAUUUACAAAUACUUGAGCAUAAUUACAUUACUCAAUUUCUUUAAAAAAAAUAGCGAUGAAUUCGUUAAACAGCUUCUGAAUAUUACA
Messenger RNA from Lymnaea stagnalis (great pond snail), 1887 nucleotides. NCBI's taxonomy places the organism in Eukaryota, Metazoa, Mollusca, Gastropoda, Lymnaeidae. The record is from the annotation of a GenBank genome assembly.